Molecule: messenger RNA, 2197 nt
Organism: Microstroma glucosiphilum
Lineage: Eukaryota; Fungi; Basidiomycota; Exobasidiomycetes; Microstromatales; Microstromataceae
Exons: 1
Coding region: 136-1854 (572 amino acids)
Biological process (GO): phosphorelay signal transduction system
Source: RefSeq, a predicted model, not a curated record
UAAGUGCUGUCCCUAGGCUACAGCCAAUCUCUUCACUUCGUCUACUUCUCUAGACGACACACAGUGCCUUAUACGCGCCACUUCAUCCUCCUUCAUCGAUCACAUUCUCACAAACUCUUCAUCCUCGCUUUCACGAUGAUGUCCGGCUACUCUGACAGUGUCGUCGCUGCGUCUACUGCUGAGGCCUCGGCCAAAGCUCAACCUCAUCUUCUGAGGGUUCUGAUCGUCGACGACAACGCGGUCAAUCUUGCGGUGUUGGGCAAGCUUCUUCGAAAGAACUUCUCUCACCUUCUCGAUAGCCCCCCCGUCGCCGUCGAUUCGGCGCUCAAGGCUCUGCAGCUUCUGCAAGACAAUGUCUACGACCUCAUCCUCAUGGACAUCCAGAUGCCCUUCCUCUCUGGCGUCGACUGCACACGCCGCAUCCGCCAGGGCAUCGACGGCGUCUUGGCUGCCAACAGGCAGACGACCAUCGUAGCUGUGACUACCGCUGUUGGCACCGAGCCCGAAGCUCUAUACCGUCGCUCAGGCUUCGAUGGCCUCAUUGGCAAGCCGGUCAAGUCUGAAGCAAUGACAGAGCUUCUUGAGCCAUUGCUGGCAGCGGCCCGCGAGGCUGCACCUAGUGUUGAGACUCUCACUAUCAAGGGACAGGCUGUCACACCGCCUCUCCCCGUAGUACCCAUCACAGGAGAGCGAUGCUUCUUCAUCCCUCAAUCAUCUGGCACCGACAGCGCUAACAGCACCGCGCCUUCCAUCACCGAGACGCGCAACUUCGAGGCGUUGCUCAAGGAACAGACCAGGAUCUCGCUCUUCCGCUAUGGGGCCUGUGCCAUCGCCCGUACGAACUCUGCCGCUGGCGUCUCGGACCGUCGUAGGAUUAGAGACUACGACAUCGAAUCCUCAUCCUCUUCGCCGUCGAUCGGCUCUUCCGACGACGAGAAGGUCAGACGUGGGGCGGAUGCAGAUGUUCAUGAAACGAUGGCAGAAGACACGGACUCGUCUCGCGUGCGAUCAUCAUCGAGCGGUCCCAGUCCAAAGUGGUCUCGCGCUGGCCGCGGCCAUUCCAUCACGAUCAGCCAAAGCGGUCUCAACGAGCAAAUUCAUCGUGAGAUGCAAGCUGCCGAUAUGCAUGUGCCCAGUCAACGCGUCCGUCAGCGACCCCAGCCAGCGAGACUCAGUGCACCUAUGCUCGUCUUCCAGCGACCAUCUCCGGACAAGGCACUGGCAGGAUUUGAUAUGACCACCGAGGAUGCCACUGAAGACGAAGAGGAGAGCUUCGCCGUUGAUGAACCUCUGAGUCCCUUCAGCCACUUUGGUAACAGCGGCAACGGCAACAUGACAUCGCAAUUGUUCGCAAGUCUUCAACAGAGAACUCAGCAGCAGCCGUCCCCUUCAAAGUCUCGCAGUAGCCCAUCGGCACCGUUUGGUAGUCGUUGGACAGGCAACGUCUACGGUGUCACCAGGCGCUCCAGCAGCAUGGGUGGCUCUGCGUCGUCAGGAGAUUCUUCUUCGCCAGGCUCUGGUGCAUCUUCAUCACGAUCUGGAUCCUUGGCGAUGGACUUUGACGGCGAGGGUACCACUCCUCUGACUACGCCCGACAAUGAGUCCGCUCACUUUGCUUUGGCACCCAUCGACGAGCACAAGGUUGGAUCCGCGCUCGAUUCACUGCCGAGUCCGCUCUCGUCGCCCCACGACGAGGGGAAGCUUGAGUACCCUAUGGUUGGCAGAGGCGGCAGUGCCACCUUGCCUCGCAAGACUAGUCCCUGGCGACCACCCUUGGAGCGACAGACUGCCACGCGCGAUGUCGUGACGGUCGCUAAGGUCCUUCACGACCAGUUCAAAGACUUCCGCCUCUAGUUCCAGCAUCCUCGCGUGGCGACGGACCCAUGUAGCCUUUGCGCACACUCAUCGAUCAUCAUCACUCUCCAUAUGCGGCGUCUCGCAAAGUCUUGCGUUGAUUAUCGUGUCUUCACAGCAUCAAGCUCUCCAAGGGUCUCUUUCCCCAUCUAGGCACUGAGGCUCUCUGUUUCUCUGCAGUCAUACCGUACUUGUCACCAGUCUCGCGCAUAUAUUUACCCUUUCUCGUUGCACCACUCUAUAUCGAAUAGCGGAGUCUUUCGUUCGUCUGCACCCGUCGUCGUCUCCAUGGGCUUCCCUUUGGAUCUUGGUCCCCCUCUUGUCAUACACGUCACACUUCUCC